This is a messenger RNA of Nymphaea colorata (pocket water lily), 5680 nucleotides long. Its product is annotated as receptor-like protein kinase THESEUS 1. Bases 363 to 2921 code for a protein of 852 amino acids. Gene Ontology annotation, molecular function: transmembrane receptor protein tyrosine kinase activity; ATP binding. Gene Ontology annotation, biological process: protein autophosphorylation. Gene Ontology annotation, cellular component: plasmodesma; plasma membrane. Lineage: Eukaryota; Viridiplantae; Streptophyta; Magnoliopsida; Nymphaeales; Nymphaeaceae. The record is from RefSeq and is a predicted model, not a curated record. The transcript is spliced from 2 exons.
CCUAAUGCGUUGGUGGAGGCUGGUACUAGCUGUGCUGGGCGGAGAAAACCUGAGAUGCUAUGUUACUUUUUCAUUUCUCUCAAUCUCAUCUUGUGCCUUGAUGUCGCCAUUUUUUUCUGAUUCAGCUUUUCUAUCACAAACAACGGAGGGAAUCCUUAGGUUGCAUGCUUGAGCAAAACCAAGGAAGGGGAGACUAUAGCCCUUUGUUUUCUGCUUUCUGCUUUUUGGCUUUUUGUUGGUUGCCAUUUGGUUGAUUCUCCGUUUUAAUUGUUUUUGAGGUUGUGGGUAUGCGGCUUUGUUUCUUAGGAGACCUUCUCGCCAUUUAAAUUGGUGACUGUUCUCUUGCAAAUAGGGUUUUGGGGAUGGUGGUGACGGUGAUGAUGGUGGGUUUUCUGAGGUGGGUGUCUGUUGUUUCUCUUCUUGCUGUUGUGUUCUUGGAUGGCUUCAUUAUUUCUAGCUCGUACGCCGCUUUCACUCCAGUGGACAACUACCUGAUUGCAUGUGGGUCUUCCCAAAAUGUAACCGUGGAUGGCAGGGUUUAUGUGCCUGAUACACAGUCUUCUUCCCUAGUGCUUACAGACCAAGGAAGCAGCAUCGUCUCCUCUAAUUUCUUGGCCCCUUCUCCUAUCUACCAGUCUGCACGCGUCUUUCCGAGACCAACUUCGUUUCAGUUCGAAAUUCGCCAGUCCGGCCGUCAUUGGGUUCGGCUUUACUUCUACCCUGUUCCCAACUCAGAGUAUGCUCUGAAUUCAACUUUGCUUACUGUGGUUACUGAUGAUUUUGUGCUGUUGAACAAUCACUCGCUGAAGGACCAGAACCGGCCUUACCUUUUCAAGGAGUAUUUGAUUAAUGUGACAUCUGAUCAUUUAAGUAUCACCUUCGUGCCCAUGAACGGCUCCGUCUCAUUCGUCAAUGGCAUUGAAGUGGUCUCCGUCCCUGAUGAUUUGAUUGUUGAUCAGGUUCCACAGGUAGCCCUCAGUACCCCUUUUGUUGGUAUACCCACUUUAGCUCUGGAAACUGUUUACAGGCUCAAUGUGGGAGGUCCUAGAAUCGUUCCAAUGAAUGACACUCUAGGAAGAACUUGGGAGAACGAUCAAAAGUUUCUCUAUUAUAACGACUCCGCAAAAGUUGAAUCUGUGGAUCCGAGCACCAUUAGCUAUGGCGAGGUUGUCAGCCCCGAGAUCGCACCCAACUGGGUCUAUGCCACAGCAGAGAUCAUGGUGAAUGUAGAUGUUGCCAAUGUCAUCUUCAAUAUCACAUGGUCUCUCCCUGUUGAUCCAAGUUUUCUUUAUCUCAUUCGUCUCCAUUUCUGUGAUAUCAUCAGCAUGGCUUUGAAUCAGCUGGUCUUUGAUGUCUACAUCAAUUCCUAUUCUGGCAUUGCCGGUCUUGAUCUCUCCAGGCAGACGAAUGUAUUGAGACGACCAUAUUAUGCGGACUUUGUUUCUAAUGUAUCCUCUGGCUCGCCUUUCAUAAAUAUUAGCAUCGGCCCUGACACAACUAUUAUGGAUGUGAGCAAUGCCACGCUAAAUGGACUAGAAAUCAUGAAGAUGAGCAACGAUGCUCGGAGCCUGGAAGGUAGCCUCUCUGUCCGCGAUAUCUAUUCUGGUGCAGAGAAGACAAAGAAGAAGUUAACAGUCAUUGUCGCCGUCGUUCUCGGUAUCGUGGCUGCAGUUCUGUUGGUAGUUCUGUACUACUGCUGCUUUGCUGGACCUAGAUCGAAGAGACUCCGUCGUGCUCAUUCAUGGCUACCAUUGCCAUUAUAUGGUAAUUCUCACACAAUAAGCAAAGUUUCGACCAUCUCCCAGAAAAGUGGAACUGCAAGCUGCAUAUCAAUGGCAAAUUCCAAUUUGGGACGUACCUUCACCUUUCAGGAGAUAAUGGAGGCGACCAACAAGUUUGACGAUGCUCUACUUCUUGGUGUUGGUGGCUUUGGAAAAGUUUACAAGGGAACACUAGACGAUGCCACUAAUGUGGCUGUCAAGAGAGGAAAUCCAAGAUCAGAGCAAGGUCUUACUGAAUUUCAGACCGAAAUUCAGAUGUUGUCCAAGCUUCGACAUCGACAUCUAGUUUCCCUGAUUGGCUACUGUGAUGAGCGGUCAGAGAUGAUCCUGGUUUAUGAAUAUAUGGCGAACGGACCGCUUAGAAGUCACCUGUAUGGAUCAGAUUUUCCACCUUUGAUGUGGAAACAGAGACUUGAAAUUUGUAUUGGAGCUGCUAGAGGUCUGCAUUACCUUCACACGGGAGCAACUCAGAGCAUAAUCCACCGAGAUGUCAAAACCACCAAUAUCUUGUUGGAUGAGAAUUUCGUUGCAAAAGUUGCUGAUUUUGGUCUUUCUAAGACAGGCCCUGCACUGGACCAGACUCACGUUAGUACUGCUGUUAAAGGUAGCUUCGGUUAUCUUGAUCCUGAGUACUUCAGAAGACAGCAACUGACCGAAAAGUCCGACGUUUACUCAUUUGGGGUUGUCUUAAUGGAGGUUCUGUGUUCAAGACCAGCAUUGAACCCAGUUCUCCCAAGGGAGCAAGUGAGCAUAGCAGAAUGGGCAAUGAUGUGGCAGAAGAAGGGCUUGCUUAGCCACAUAAUGGAUCCCUAUUUAAGUGGGAAGGUGAAUCCAGCAUCGCUCAAGAAAUUUGGUGAGACGGCAGAGAAGUGUUUGGCCGAGCAAGGGGUCGAUAGGCCAACGAUGGGAGAUGUACUGUGGAAUCUUGAAUAUGCACUUCAGCUUCAGGAGACCUCCUCACUUAAUGAUCCGGAUGAUAACAGCACAAAUCAUAUUGCUGAUAUUUCAGUUCCUCAUGUCCACCCAUUUGAUAACAGCAUGAGCAUGAUUAAUGGAGCACAUUCUGUGACUGAUGAUGAUGCAGAAGAUCUUACAACGAGUGCUGUGUUUUCACAGUUGGUUAAUCCAAGAGGAAGAUGAGAAAGCCUUCUGUUCCUAGAAAAUGCAGAUUGGCCACCUCUACAUUUCCGGAAAUACGUGAUUAAAUAGAAAGGAUAAAGGACAAUUCAUAGAGGGCAAUUCACAAUUUUCUGUUCGUGUUACUUUUUUUACUUUUCUGCAAUCUUCGUGCCAAGUGAUUUACUCUAUUCUCCACUACAAUAGUUCGAAGAACCUGAUUCACCUUGUACCAUAUUUGUAUCUUUGAAGAGGGACCUAUGCUAAAUUUUAGGUAUGCCUGAAGCUGCCUUUUUGGAUACAAUGCUCUGUUGAGGAACAUAAGUUUUGACAUUCAAAUGAUGGUCGUAAGCUGUUACCGGGAUCGUAAUGACUGUCAUGUUGAUCGUUGUAAUCAUGUAAUUUAUGUGUUGGUCAUGUUUUUCCAAAGCAUUUAUCUGAAAGAUGUUUGAGCAAAGGGAACAAUAGCCUGAACAUGCACUUGAGAAAUAGUUGAGAUCUCUCUCUCGAUAAAAACUUCAAGCAUAUCUACGCCUUCUAUAUGGUGCAUUUUCAUAUUUAUAUGUUUGAUCACAGAAGUUCUUCCCAAAUAUAUGUGGUUCUGUUUACUGAAAUUUAGACUCUAGAAUCUAGCUGGCCACUCCCUGGUAGAGUCUGAUCUCAGACGGCUGUAGUAAAAAUUUUGUCUUAUCAUCUCAGCACAAGUCUAGUCUCAGAUCAACCAGCAGAAAAUUCAGUUUGAGACUCAGUUUUUUUACAAUUGUGCUCCUCUUCAUUACUAGAGCGAUACUUGAAUGUCUGAUAACCAUCCAAGGCAUCUAAAGUCCAGUGCCUUUUUGUGGAGCUGAAGGCAUGCAUCUGACGCCCACCAUUCACGAAUCACAAAUGAAACAUGAAUCGCAGAUCUAGUUUUCCUGAAGGCAUGCAUCUGACGCCCACCAUUCACGAAUCACAAAUGAAACAUGAAUCGCAGAUCUAGUUUUCCUGAAGAGGUCAGAAAUUCAGUGUCUUAUAACCUCUGACAACCAGGUUCAAAUAUCCAAUUAAAGACAAAUUGCAGCUUUUACGUGCACACCGGCACACUUAUCUGUGUAGGUUCUGCUUGGACUGAACAAAAUAUACAUACAGCUGUAGAUGACGAUUUUUAGCAUGUGCCAAGUUGGUUAGAAUGAUGCAAAGAACAAAAAUAAACCAAAAAAGAAAAACCUUUCAGCCAAAUGGAUGACGAUAGAAAGAGCAACAGGGACAUAACGAAAUCAGAGAUCAUACAGUCCGCAAGAAAACGGUCGCCCCUUGUCUGUAAGAAAAAGAAUGCAGAAGAAUCGUAAGCAUCAUGUGGGGCUCAACCUGGUUUCACUGAAUCUGUAGAUUUGAACAGUUUAGCCUCGAAUUCAAUGCAUCCCAUACUCUGCAGGGACCCGCAUCACGGUUCAAGAAUAAAUCCUGCCAUCUGAUUGCCGGAAACUACACAUGAAUUUGAUAGUGAUGCGGCUGGAAAGUCUUAACAAAAAGACAGCUGGAUGAGAGCUUCAAGGCCAAGAGGAUCACUACAACUCAAAACAGCAUACUGAACUUGGUAGUGACGGAGCUGGAAUGUUUUUACAGAAAACAGCUGGAUGAGUAUCAUUUUCAGAGCUUCAAGAUCGAUAGGAUAACUGCACAUUGUAACAUUGACUGAAAAUCAUGUCCGAGAGUAGUUCAGUUGCCAGGUCUGAUAUCUAAAAGCUUGUCCAUUCUUGAAGUUCUAAUUCUUCUCACUUUCGGUGGAUAUUUUCGUCCGUUGGGCAGUAGCGCACAUCCCAAAUUGCAACCAAUGGCCAGAUGACUCUCUGGACACACUUUGUGGCAUUUAUUGCCGCAAACUGCUGGGACCUACAAAAUGUUUAAAAUCAGGUUGAAUGAACACAUGCAUGGAAAGACCGACGAUCUACAAUAGAUUUACAAGAUGAAUUUUUUUGCCUGCCUGUGUCUUCUUUCUGAUCGCAAGAUGUUGACAGACUCUCACAUGGUUGCAUUAAUUUAGUAGAACCGGAAUCAUCUUAUUUGAUGUGUCAAAUAUCACGGCUAAGGAAUUCAUUGAAUUUGUUUCUCCACUGCAUGUCAUAAAGUUUUACUUGAUGAACUAGUUAUUUCUUACCGGUGGCCACCAAAUAAAUCCCCAUCAUGAUCUUAAGAUUAAGAUCUGAAUAAGACGAUCUUUCUGAUAAAGCGCAGGUGGCCAUGCGUGCUCUGUUGCAUCCAAGUUCUGUAGACUAUUUGUUCGAAAUUACUGGCCCAUCUGUAGACUAUUUCUUUGCCAUUUCAAAGCACCGCUGCAACACCAAAGUCUUUUCAAGUCAUCUACUGAUCUUAACUGUUUAAUUACUCGAAAAACACAUAUAGUCCUGAAAAAUGGUCAAUGUACUACAUGUUUUUGGUUAAGUAAACUGUGUAGUCUAACAUCGGCAUGUUUGGGCUAAAAUGCAUACAGUAAGUAAAGACAUGUCAGUAAGUCUAGUUGAGCAAAAAACACAGGCAACUAGGACUCUUGACGGCACAAUCAAAUUAAUGAGAAAACAACACACAUACAGAGACACCACCAAAACCAUCAAUUCUAUUUACUUAGUCGUAUAAUACAAUAUAUCCACGUCGACGCCCAUAUCAGUAUUCAAUUUAACAGAUUAACAUUCGCUACAACAAUUUACAGAGAUAAGAACAAAGAAGGUCCUUUUAUCAUACCAAACAUUAGAAAAACGUCCACCAAACUCAAGUACCCAAAACUAGAACCAGAUUUCCACUUGGGU